Messenger RNA from Clupea harengus (Atlantic herring), 1160 nucleotides. RefSeq names its product TIP41, TOR signaling pathway regulator-like (S. cerevisiae) (gene tiprl). Gene Ontology annotation, biological process: TOR signaling. NCBI's taxonomy places the organism in Eukaryota, Metazoa, Chordata, Actinopteri, Clupeiformes, Clupeidae. Gene Ontology annotation, cellular component: cytosol. The record is from RefSeq and is a predicted model, not a curated record.
AGUAUUACAGAGGAAAUAGUAUUACGUAUUUCCUGCGAAAGUGCAUGGCGGAGUCUGAGUAAAAUCAAAAAGUCACCUUAAUAACUAGUUAAUGGACAAACUUGUGAAGGGAUGCCUCACUAAUACGUUGUGUAAGCCUCAAACUGAGAUUUUACUGAGUCUGGAUUGUUUAUUUAACGCUACGAUUUGGCCAUGGCUCAUGGAUUCAGAAGCAGCAAGCAAGAUUUUGCGUUCGGACCGUGGAAGAUCACUGCUACAAAAACGCACAUAAUGAAAUCGAAAGAUAUUGAACGUCUAGCAGAGGAAAUGCACAUGCCCUCUCUUCCAGAGAUGUUGUUCGGGGAUAAUGUCUUGCGCAUUCAGCAUUCAGACAGCUUUGGCAUAGAGUUCAACGCUAUCGAUGCCCUCAAGCGUGUAAACAAUCUGCAGGACUCUGUGAAAGUUGCCUGUGCUCAGGAGUGGCAGGAGAGCAGGGCGGAUUCCGAGCACUCCAAGGAAGUGGUAAAACGCUAUGACUGGACAUACACCACAGAUUACAGAGGUACGCUGCUAGGAGACGACAUGAGAAUAACCGCAACGCCGACAACUGAGCGCAUAGACUUGGAGAAGCUGAAGGCGAGGGAGCAGAUCGUGUUCUUCGAGGACGUGCUGCUGUUCGAGGACGAGCUCCACGACCACGGCGUGUCAAUGAUCAGUGCAAAAAUCCGAGUGAUGCCCACAAGCUUUUUCCUGUUGCUACGGUUCUUUUUGCGCGUUGAUGGUGUGCUCAUCCGCAUCCAUGACACCAGGCUUUUUCACGAGGCCGGCAAGGAUUUCAUGUUAAGGGAGUUUAGUGCGCGGGAGAGCAAAAUCUCAGAACUGAAACAUGUCCCACCGGCUCUGUUCACAGAUCCCAACGAGGUUGCCCAGUAUCUUCCUCUGCACUUGACCGAGUGUGAGAAACUGGUCUUUCCGGUGAAGGAAUGAGUCGGACUCAACGCGCAUCUAAGCUUGAUCUAAGGGGACUAAUUCAAAUGUGACUAAUCAAAUUGUCUUGCGUUUCUGAGGUUUUAAACACAUAUGCAUACCUUGCAACACACCCAACUCGACACAAUUAUUUCCUUCAUUUGAAUUUAAAUGUCAGUGCGUUUGAAUAAUAAAUUGGCCAUGUUGUAUGUUAA